Molecule: messenger RNA, 1082 nt
Organism: Cutaneotrichosporon oleaginosum
Lineage: Eukaryota; Fungi; Basidiomycota; Tremellomycetes; Trichosporonales; Trichosporonaceae
Cellular component (GO): endomembrane system
Source: RefSeq, a predicted model, not a curated record
CACCGACGCUCUUUUCUCACUCACGCCCCACAUUCAUUACCAUGCGCGUAUCAUUCUACGCGCUGUUCGCGCUCAUCUGUGCGCUCACAGCAUAUGCAUUCGACGCCCUCGACCACGAGGUCUUCGACCUCGUCGCGGCCCUCGAAGCAUCAGAGGGCAAGGGCACGUCGUUCUACUCGUUUCUCGGCGUCGAGCCGUCCGCGUCCAACGCCCAGAUCACCAAGGCGUACCGCAAGCGCUCGCUCGAGCUGCACCCGGACAAGAACCCGGGCGUAGCGAAUAUCCAAGAACGCUUCGCGCGGCUUGGUGUCAUCGCGCAAAUCCUCCGCGACAGCACCAAGCGCGAGCGGUACAACUUCUACUACAAAAACGGCGUGCCGACCUGGAAGGGCCUCGGGUACGCUUACUCGCGCUGGCGCCCAGGACUGGGCUUCGUGCUCGUCUUCCUCACCCUCCUCACGUCUGGGCUGCACUACGUCGUCCUCCGCAUGAACUAUACCCGUGACACGCGCCGCGUGACGUACUUCACUGAGGCGGCGCGCAAGGCUGCCAGCGGCGCCAAGGGCCGCCGCAAGGUCCGCGUCCCCAUGGUCGAGGGCAUGGUGGGCGGCGAGUCGCUCGAGCUCGUCGUCGACGGCGGGACCGUGCUCCUGCCGCACGCCGACGGCACCGCUACCCCCCUGUCGUCUCUUGCGCCCGAGCCGUCGCUUUCGAAGACGUGGCCAGCGCAGCUGUCGCGCGGCGUCUGGGCCAAGCUCGCGAAGAAGCAGAUUGGGGACGAGGCCGAGCUCGAGGACGAAGAGGAGGAAACCUCGGCGUCUGAGGUCGAGGGAUACGAUGUGCAGGAGGGCACGCCGACGCCGGCCCCGCGCAAGUCGCGCGCCGCUGAGCUGCGUGCCCAGCGCCUCAAGAAGGACUCGCCGGGUACCUCCACGGCUGAGACUACUGAGGGCGAGGAGGACAGCGCCGCCAGCGGAGCCGAGGGCCGCCGCAAGAAGGUGGGCGGCAAGGCGGCGGGUGCGCGCCGGCGCAAGAUGGGGAUGAAGAAGUAGACUUAGAGAUGCAUAGAGUGGUGCAGCUGG